Molecule: messenger RNA, 1396 nt
Organism: Diaporthe batatas
Lineage: Eukaryota; Fungi; Ascomycota; Sordariomycetes; Diaporthales; Diaporthaceae
Exons: 5
Coding region: 296-736 (146 amino acids)
Source: RefSeq, a predicted model, not a curated record
GGCCUCCAGGUCCAGGUGGCAUGUUCUCAGUACCCUGCCUGCCUGCCAGCCUUCUUGGAGGUGGCGUCAGUUUGCCCUAAUGAGGAGUACCUCGCAGAUUGUGCCUGGAUUGGAUGCUCGGCUGCAUCCUGAUAAGAAGCAAUUUAUAAACGCCCAGCCGCCAGGGCCAGGCAGCCAAGGUGAAGCCGACAGGAUGGAUGGAUACUAAGUAGAUAACAUCUCGAGUGGAUGUGGUCCACCCUGCUGCUACUGUGUACCUGCAUCAACUCGUGGCCUGCCGAUCAAUCAGCCCAACAUGAGGAACGGCGUCUUCACCCUCGUGGCUGUCACCGUCACGGCUCUGCUGGCCUUCUGGCUCAUCUUUGACCCCUUCAACAGGGACUGGACCGCCCCCGCCUACCAUCUCUCCGUCACACACACGGUUCUCUUUCAGUUCAAGGAGGACGCAGACCCCCAGGCCGUUCGAGAUGUGUGUGGCGGGAUGAUGGCCCUCAGGACUGCCUGCGUGAACCCUUCCACGCUGCAGCCCUACAUCAAGUCACUCACGGGUGGAAGGGACAAUUCUCCCGAGGGGCACCAGCGUGGGGCCACACAUGGAUUUGUGGUCGAGUUCGCCAGCACCCAAGACCGCGACUACUAUGUCACCCAGGACCCAGCCCACCAGAAGCUCAGGAAGAGGAUCUCGUCGCUGGUCCAAGAUGUGGUGGUGGUGGACUGGGAGAACGGCCGGUUUUGAUGCCAUGUUCAGAGGCAACUUGCAGUCGCAGCGGUUGCAGUCGGUCCCGGACCGGCCAUGGUCUUAUCACGCCGGGGGCGGGCCGGAAGCCUGAGCCCAAGCGUCCAUCCCCACCUCCAUGACCGUGCCGAUGUUCGGAAGCCUAACGAAAUGCCGGGUCCAGGGCCACCGACACUCCAGGUUGCAUUGCAGUGCGGAGAGAGAGGAGGAUCGAGAGCGUCUGGGGUACCCUCCCCUUGGUAGAGAUAGAGUGUUGCACUUAUUGUACGUACUAUGGUAUAUAUGACGUGACGUGACAUGGGACAGAGCCUGUCAGACAAUAAAUAUGAGAACGGAAAUUCGCGCACCCUCAAUCGGAAGGCGCGCACCCAUCUGCUGACUAAGAAGUACUCUAUACAGACUUCUUCUUCCACGAAAGGGCCGGCUGGGGCGAAGGGGGCGAGCCCCGGAGCGCGAAGCAUAGCGGAGGGUCGUGAGUAGGGCCGGUAGGCACGACCCGAGUUCCCAGAGGACCAACCCGCCCUGUUUGUGGCCUCUAAAAUCGCGAAGAACACUUAUUUGUUGAAGUCGUGAGGACUUUGAGGUUCUGUGCUCUGAUUGGCUGAAUAGUAGGGAGGGUGCGCGCCUUCCGAUUCUGGCCCACCAACAUCGCCACCAAAC